AGAAUUUAUCGAUAACAAAAUAGAGGAAGGAAAAAUUACUGAAUACAAAUCUGAUGAAUUUAAAAAGCGCAAGAAAAUUGGUGGUGGUGCGUACAGUAUUGUUUACAAGGCAAUAAUAAUUAACGCAGAAAAUGCAGAGAAAAUGUAUGCAUUAAAAGUUAUUGAGAAUGAUGCCCAUAUUGAUAAUGAAAUUAUGAAUGAACUUGAGAAUAUGCUUUCGGUGGAUCAUCAUCAGAAUAUUAUUAAAUUUUAUGGUGUCACGAAAUUUAAAGAUCUAAUGGAUGAAGAUAUUGUUAAAUACGCACUUGUACUUGAGUAUGCAGAUAGUGGCACAUUGUGCGAUUUUUUACAAAACAAUGCGACCGAAAUUGAGUGGGAAUUGAAAUUUCAAUUUGCGAUCCAACUAGCGGAGGGUCUAAGAGAGAAACCAAUUCCUGGUACAAAUGAAAGAUAUAUUGGAAUUUAUAAAAAAUGCUGGCAAAAUAAACAAAGUGAUCGACCAACUAUUAAUGAAGUGUUAAUAGGGUUAAACGAUAUUGUCAACCCUUUUUAUAAAGAUCUUUCUUAUCAUGAUGUCUCAGUUAGUGAAAUUGAUAUAUCUGAGUUUGAAGAAUUCUUUAAGGAAUAUGUUAAUACUAUUUUCAAUGAACCUCCGAAAACUCCAUUAACUAUAGAACUUCAUGCCAAUGCACAAGAUCCUAAAACUACCUUUAUAAAUGGACUUUAUUUAAAAUUUUGUGAUAUGUUUAACAAAGGUAUGUCCGUUCCUAGGACAAUUAAAAAUUAUAUAUCUAAAAAUGGAGAAUCAGAAAGCGUCGUUUUAAAUUGGUUAUAUCUUAAAGAAGAACCAAAAUAUGUUUGUCUUCGUGGAAUAUUUUAUAUGUGGAAUAUUGGCACAGAAGAAGGAAAUAAAAUGGAUGUAUUUAGUUUAUUCCUCAAUGCUGGAAAUAGAGAUGAGGUGGUUGCACAGUAUUUUGUUGGAAGGUGUUUCGAAGUUGGUUGGAAUACCAGGAAAAAAUUGAAAAAGGCACUUGAAUGGUAUAAUAAGGCAAUUAACAAUGGAUCUACAGCAGCUGAACGUGUACUUGGAGAUUAUUUUUAUAAAUGCCAAGAAUAUUCUCAAGCAUUUAAAUUGCUCAAAAGCGCGUAUGAAAAAGGAAAUAUAUUGGCAAUGCAUAAUUUAGGAUUAUGUUACAAACUUGGCCGUGGAACAGAUAUCAAUAUGAAAGAAGGAUUUGCUUUACUUAAACAAGCUGCAGAAAUGGGUGUGCCUAAUUCACCAUAUGAACUUGCUCGAUGUUAUGAGUAUGCGGAGGGCACUGAAAAAGACCUGAAAGUUGCUUUCGAUUGGUAUCAAACUUCUUUGAACAACGGGCAAAAAUGUCACGACGACCGAGAGCGUGUCAUGGUUAAAAUCAUGAAAGAGCAAACUAAGUCUAAUGUUACAAAAUGA
Messenger RNA from Cetraspora pellucida, 1453 nucleotides. The record is from the annotation of a GenBank genome assembly. NCBI's taxonomy places the organism in Eukaryota, Fungi, Glomeromycota, Glomeromycetes, Diversisporales, Gigasporaceae.